CCACACUGUGGAAAAUACCUUUGCAGACGUGGCACCCGAGUGCACACACCGACCGCCACAUGUGCUUUUCUGCCGGGAAUCCCUGGGGUGAACGCAUGUUUUAUGGGCGUUUCCAGGAGCGUGCGUGCACCUCCAGAUGGGGAGCUGGUGGGCCGGGGUGGCAGCAGCAGCUCUAGCCUUGGGGGGACAAGCCUCUCUCAGCCACGCCAGGGGAAAAGAGAGUUAAGGACACUCACCCCCACCCACGGACAUACACAAGGCAGCGUCGGGUGGGAGAGAGAAGGCCAUUUCUCCUUCUGUAGCCUGGGUCUCCCACGGGCCUUCCCCAGUGCUGAGCGAGACACCAGUUGCUGGGUGAAGGGCCACAGCGGGCCAGGCCCCGACCCUGUCGUGACCCACCUGGGCACCUUCCCGGACCAGCUCCGCCUCCCCUGCCCUCCUCUCUCCAGGAAGGAGCCAGAACCCUCACCCCUCUCCCACCCUCCCCAGGGGUAA
Molecule: messenger RNA, 495 nt
Organism: Gorilla gorilla gorilla (western lowland gorilla)
Lineage: Eukaryota; Metazoa; Chordata; Mammalia; Primates; Hominidae
Exons: 1
Source: RefSeq, a predicted model, not a curated record